AUUAUAUACACAAAAGCGAAAUCUCCACGAGCACAUUAGUGUACAGCACUACCCGGGUUGGCAGGUCUGGGGCUGACGUUCCGUACUAUCCCGGCUUUUCUUCUUCUCAAGCUCCUGACCAGCAGUAUUCAGCGGAUCUAGUGUUCUUUCAUUACCACGGACAAUACUCGGACAUUACAUCGCUUUUUGUUUGCCUGUGCUUGACCUCUUCGCCUCUUAGACUUUCGUAGAAACGCUACAAGCGGCCGCGUUGCUGUAGGUAGACUGCAAUAUGUUUUACAGCAAGUCAAGACCACAGCAUGCGGCCCGCUCGAACGCUGCCCAGGGGCAGCAAAAUGAAAAGCCUAAAGUGCCUGAGCUUGAGGAGUUCCUGACGAAGCGUGACUACCUCGGCGCAAUCGCCCUGCUUUCUUUUAGACGCCAUGCAAACCGCAACGACGUAAAGAACUUAGAGUGGUUAGCUUACUGCUAUUUCCACUAUGGAGAGCACGACAAGGCGCUGGCAAUCUACAAGGAGCUCCUUACACACGAUGACCCGGACCCUAUGUACUACGUGUACUCAGCGGCUUGCCACUACUACAUGGGCAUGUACAAGGAGGCUGAGGACAUAGCGCAGCAGGGACCCAAGUGCCCGCUGCAGACGCGCAUCUUGUUCCACAGCGCGCAGCGGCAGGGCAAUGACGACAAGCUCAUGGCCUACCACGGCCAGCUCACUGACUCCAUAGAGGACCAGCUCACGCUGGCUUCCAUCCACUACCAGCGCAGCCACUUCCAGGAGGCUACGGACAUCUACAAGCGGCUGCUGCUGGAGCACCGGGACUACCUGGCACUCAAUGUGUACGUAGCGCUGUGCUACUGCAAGCUGGACUACUACGACGUGAGCCUGGAGAUCCUGGGGGUCUACCUAAACGCAUUCCAGGACAGCGCCAUCGCGGUCAACCUCAAGGCCUGCAACCACUUCCGCAUGUACAACGGCAAGGCCGCGGAGGCGGAGCUCAAGACGCUGGCGGAGCUGAGCGGCGGGCAGCACCUGGACCACGACCUCAUCCGCCACAACCUGGUGGUGUUCCGGGGCGGGGAGAACGCGCUGCAGGUGGGUGGGCAUGGUGGUGUUCCGGGGCGGGGAGAACGCGCUGCAGGUGGGUGGGCAUGGUGGUGUUCCGGGGCGGGGAGAACGCGCUGCAGGUGGGUGGGCAUGGUGGUGUUCCGGGGCGGGGAGAACGCGCUGCAGGUGCUCCCCCCGCUGGGCGACAUCCCUCCCGAGGCGCGUCUCAACCUGGUGAUCCACCACCUGCGGCACCACGAGAUCGGCGAGGCGUACGGACUGAUCAAGGACAUGGAGCCCUCCACACCGCCAGAGUUCAUACUCAAGGCCGUCGUGCACGCCAUGCUGGGCCAGGCCAAGGGCGACCCCGAGCACCUCAAGAAGGCGCAGCAGUACUACCAGCUGGUGGGCGCCUCCGCCUCCGAGUGCGACACCAUCCCCGGCCGCCAGUGCAUGGCCUCCUGCUUCUUCCUGCUCAAGCAGUUUGAGGACGUGCUGGUGUUCCUGUCGUCCAUCAAGACCUACUUCCUCAACGACGACGACUUCAACUGGAACAUGGGCAUCGCCAAGGCCGCCACCGGGAAGUACAAGGAGGCGGAGGAGACGCUGCUGCAGAUCCAGAACGACAAGUACAGGAACGAGUACUGCUACCUCUCCUGGCUGGCCCGCUGCUACAUCAUGAACGGCAAGAGCCGGAUGGCCUGGGACCUGUACCUGCGCCUGGAGACCAACGACGAGUCCUACCAGCUGCUGCAGCUCAUCGCAAACGACUGCUACAAGAUGGGAGCAUUCUACUUCGCAUGCAAGGCGUUCGACGUGUUGGAGCGGCUGGACCCCGCCCCCGAGUACCUGGAGGGCAAGAAGGGCGCCGCGUGCGGGGCCUUCCAGAUGAUCGUGGCGGCCAAGGAGCCCAAGGACACGCUGCGCGACAUCGUGACGCUGCUCCGCGGCAACAACAGCGCCGACCAGUGCGAGCCCAUCGUGGCGGUGAUGCGCAAGUGGGCCAAGAACAACGGAGUCAAGCUGUGAGGAGGAGGAUGGGUGGAAGGGGGGACAAAGACCAUACCAAACCAUAGGCGUGCGGAGGCUUGUGAGAUGGGCGGUACGCAGUGUUGAGGGGUGGGGCGUAUGCUGUAGGAGGAGGGAGGGGGCGCAGAGGAGGAGGAGACGUGGCAGGGCAUGAUAGUGUGAGAGUUUGUUCGAGGGUGUCAGAACUGGAGGUGAUGUGUGGACGACCCAUUUAUUGCCCAUGUGUACAUACGAUGUAGCUACUGUGGUUUCGACGUGGUUAGGGGCGGCUGCUGUGACCUUACUAGUUUCUUGUGCAUGUGAUAGGAGACGCGGUUAACGCGCUGUGCAUGUGAUAGGAGACGCGGUUAACGCGCUGUGCGGAGUGUAUGUAUUCCUGGCAACUGCCACCUUAGCUAUUAAGCGGUGGGGCUCCAGACCAACCGUGACGAUAGUUUGACUGCGUUAGGGGAUGGGACUUGGGGGAGAGCUAUGUUAAUGAUGUGAAGCCUGGACCGAAAUGUCCUCGGCAUAGGGGCUUAGGUGCGUGCAGCUGAGGGUGGUGUGGCCGCCGUACAGAACAAUCUGAGCGCGUAGCGCUUUGCGCAAUGCGUCUGCAGGCGUUGUGGAC
Molecule: messenger RNA, 2684 nt
Organism: Astrephomene gubernaculifera
Lineage: Eukaryota; Viridiplantae; Chlorophyta; Chlorophyceae; Chlamydomonadales; Astrephomenaceae
Source: the annotation of a GenBank genome assembly